Messenger RNA from Anopheles merus, 911 nucleotides. RefSeq lists its product as uncharacterized. The record is from RefSeq and is a predicted model, not a curated record. The transcript has 2 exons. Lineage: Eukaryota; Metazoa; Arthropoda; Insecta; Diptera; Culicidae. The coding region runs from base 378 to 713 and encodes 111 amino acids.
AGUAACCUAAGCAUCAUCGUGCCGAAGGAAGCUUGGUCUACUAAAAACCAAUUAUCACGCUCACUCGCACGGAUGUGAAGUUGUGGUGUUGGUGGUGAUGGUGAUGGUAGUCCUUUGCCUCAAGGAUGCAAUGCUCCUUGCUGGCUGAAUGUUUACACGGUACUCAUUGAUUUCCGGAAGGUACCCGAAGCCGAAAGUGCGCCACUUCAGCUAGUAGUAAGUGAGCAUUAAAUUUAUGUAAAAUGGCAUGAUGAGAUACGUCAAGCGACGAUCGUUCAAAUGGCGGUGAAGGGGCAGGAGAGCAAGGCGGGCGAUGGUGAAAUGAGAUGAAAAUAUUUGAGGGCACUGGAUGGCGGUUGUUUGGCAAGUUUUGAAGCAUGAUGUUUCAUGCUCUUAAAGAGCAGAUAAAGGAAAUGGUGCGUGGAAAAUUAUUGCAGUACCUGCAGACGACAAACAAACUACUUAAGCUGUGCUCAAGCGUCAAAGGAAAUGGAACGAAACUGAAACACAUGUCACCAUUUCAAGGGGAGAGUUGGCCCGAAAGUGAUCUAAAUAACGGCCCUGGAAGGAGAAAUACCAUUCAACAAGUAUCAUCUCCCAUUAGAAGGAGCAUAUCGAAGUUGGAGAACGGCAUGAGCAUGCGCAUGCUUCGGCUGUGCUCGGUCGACACAUCGGGCUUACAGCGUUUACUUCCGAAGGAGAAUUGGAUCUAAAUUCUUGGCAAUGGUAGGUCAGUCUGUUGGGUUUCGUAGCUACAAGCAGUUGUACUCAGACACGGAAAGAGGCUCUAUAAUGCACGAAGUAGCAAUACACGUAGUUGUGUUGCUUGUUUAAUGAUUCAUUGGAAUGUUGGCUUCCUUUGACUGUAUGUUAUAUUAAAUACAAUAUCUUCGGCCAUCUUGAGCUAUCAA